UCUGAGCCAGACAGGGGAGUGAAGCGUGCGUCUGACAGCGUCUAUUUAUAUCACCGUAGCCGCCCAGGACGAACAAGGGUCCUGACCUGCAGGAAAGGCAGCGGGGGAAGUUUCGAGCCCUUUUGUUUAUAUUCUUGUUCAGCAAUUCCUGUCUUAGUUAUGUAGGGCAGCAGAAUUGUCCUUGAUGGCGCUGCUACCAGGUUCCGCGUCCACGUCUUCCAACCUACCGGUAACUUACUCCGAGCGGAAGACUGUAACCUUCAAGGAGACGCCGGAGAUCCGUUACAUGGAUGAGAAGGUUGCUCCUAAGGAGCCCGCUUGCGAGCCUGAGCGAUACAACGCUACGACUUCGGAUAAUGUGUUGCCGGCAUCUGCACCCGACACCGCCUCGGCAACCCCAGGUGGCACCCGCAGAACUCGCACCUCGCAGGAUGCAGCCCAGCCGGGCCUCUCCUGGUACCAGCGGCUGAAGAAAGCGGCCAAGGCGCUCAAACGCGAGGUCCUUGCCGUCUACUACGCCAUGCGGCACCCGGACACCCCCCUCGCCGCCAAGGCCCUCGGAUUCCUGGUCCUGGCAUACGCGCUCAGUCCCCUCGACCUCAUUCCCGACUUCAUUCCGGUGCUCGGGAUCCUAGACGACCUCAUCUUGCUGCCUCUCAUGAUAGCGGGCGCAAUCGCGUUGGUUCCGAAACCCGUCAUGGAGGAAUGCAGAAGACGAGCGGUCGCGGAGCCGUUACGGUUGGCUCGCAAUUGGGUCGCGGCGACAUGCGUCGCCGUGAUCUGGGUCGGUUGCAUUGAGGCGGUUGCGUGGUGGUUAGUGAUGCGGUACGGCACGCAGGAGAUGAGGAGAUGGCUGCCGUACGGAAUGGCAGCGGGCGGUACGGCGUGUGCGUGUGUGUUUUGCGUGUGGUUGGCGGUACGGGUACGGAAGGAGG
This is a messenger RNA of Astrephomene gubernaculifera, 935 nucleotides long. NCBI's taxonomy places the organism in Eukaryota, Viridiplantae, Chlorophyta, Chlorophyceae, Chlamydomonadales, Astrephomenaceae. The record is from the annotation of a GenBank genome assembly.